CCCUUCCACUCCAAUAGAAACACUCAUAAUUGCACCCAACAACUAUGCUUUUCACCAUAUUUAAACCUCUCCUCCCAAAUUCUACUCAUUUUUUUCAUCUUCUCAUAAUUUAUGUUCCACCACCACCACAGGAUGAAUCAUUCUUCCUCCUCUUCCACCACCUACUCUUCUCUCAAUAGCUUCUAUAGCUUCCUCGCUCAUAGUCUCGACGAUCUUUAUCGAUCAUUCCAUUCUCAAAACGUCAUGUCUAUCCACUUCCUACAACUUGUCCUUGCAUCCCUCCAAUCUUUUCAUUCUGAAUUGACCCUUUUGGUUCACACACUACACUUGCCCGUAGGCGAAAAAUGGCUUGAUGAGUAUAUGGACGAGAGUUCACGCCUUUGGGAAGUAUGUCAUGUUUUGAAAUCAGGCAUUUCAAACAUGGAAAUCUAUUGUUCCAUGGGCGCCAACAUACACUCUAUCCUUGAAAACCAUGAUCUAAGUCCACAAAUCUCACGCGAGGUGCUAACGGCUAUUAAUCGUUGCCAAAGGGAGAGUGUUAGACUGGAGGAAGAAAAUAGGAGCUUAGCGGAAACAAGGAUCAAACCAUUGACCAUGAAAUUUGAAGAAAUUACUUUAGUCCAAUCGAAGUUUAAUGGGUUCAAUGGAUUUAGAGGAGCACUAUAUGCGCUAAAGAACAUAAGCUCAUUGCUAUUAAAGGUCAUGGUUAAUGGCCUAGUUUAUUGCUCAAGCGAAACAAGUUUUCCUUCCUUGUCUCAUAUAAAUACAACUAUUUCUAAUGAAAAUCGUACGAUUUUCAAAACAGAUUUUAUGGUCUCGGCUGCAAGAUUGAACGAGAUGGUGAACGAGAGAGAAGAUGGGCAAGAUGGUAUUUUACUUAACGAGUUCCAAAAAGCAGCACACGCGAUGGAUGAAUUGAAAAGGGAGUUGGAAAGAAUUAGAGGGUUUGAAACGAGAUUUGACAUAAGUCGGAGGGUUGAAAAUUUAAAGAGUUGUUUUGGAGUGUUGCAAUGUGGAAUUGAGAAUAUAGUUGUUCAACUUGAUGAUUUUUUUGAUGAGAUAGUUGAAAAUAGGAAGAAACUCUUAGAAUUAUGAACCCACAAAAAAAAAAUAGAUUUGUGUCGAUUUCUAUCUUUUUAGCAACCAAAAUAAGUAAACUUGGGUUCAAUUUUCACUAUUUUUUU
Messenger RNA from Helianthus annuus (common sunflower), 1184 nucleotides. RefSeq lists its product as uncharacterized. Bases 112 to 1095 code for a protein of 327 amino acids. The transcript is spliced from 2 exons. The record is from RefSeq and is a predicted model, not a curated record. Lineage: Eukaryota; Viridiplantae; Streptophyta; Magnoliopsida; Asterales; Asteraceae.